GGCUAGAUACGCAAACACAAGGAGCAGCCAGUGACAGUUUGGUUUUCAGGUAAUGGCGGCUUUAAAUGAUUCUGAGGUAGAUUUUUUUUUUUUUUUUUUUAAUGCAUUAAUAAUGAUUAUACGUACUCUGUACCGAUCAACCCGUAUUAUUUAACAUUUUAUAAGAGAAUACAAGUAAAGCCCUAUGUGAUUUAAUAUAUAGGAUGAUAGCCCAAGAUUAGAUGCUCAUGUUCCCCCUCACCACCCCAGAAAAACACCAAACCGUAUGUUAUGUGAAAUUUGCUCACUCCAUAACAGAAGAAUAUAACCACUGGGACCCUAGAUUAUUAUUAUAAACCUUGGUUUUAGAGAUUCUUCUAAUUCUGAAUUCUUAUCUGUUUGGGCUUCUACUCAGUUCCUGGCCGUUAUUUCAUCACUUGUUUCACUUUCCAGUAGUCAAGUCUGCUGUUUACUCUUAGAGAAGAACACAAAAUAGGGGUCUAUAAAAUAAUCUGUUAAUCUACAGGACCUUCCUUAAUCUUACACAUGUCGAAUUUUGUAGAGGAAACUUUGCCUGUUGACAAAUUUUGACAACCUCUCCCUGCACACUUUAACUCAAAGUGUUCUGUUUCUUCUUUUGAAAUGUUGGGAGGCAUGCAACCUCGCCAACUGAAGUUGAUUCUUAAAGAGUUGCCUUUGACCCAAAUCCUAAAAUGUAACCACUGUAUACACAAGCCUAACCCUAAAAUAAAAUAUUAGCCAUGUCUCCUAUAAUUCAAAACCCUGAAAUGGACCGUUUCACUCCUAAUAAUCAUAAUAUUAAUCCAAUGUGUCAGCAGUAUUUGUUCAUGAAAACAAUUCUAUUAAAAAAAAGUGAUUUAAUAAACUAACAGAAAUGUACCUGCUGCUUCUAUUAGACAGUUUAGUGGUUUCAUUCUUGCUUUUUUUUUAUCAACUAAACUACAAUCGUGUUCAGAAUUAAAUAUGCCGUUUAACUUUCCUAUUGGGUGGAGGAGGUAGGACUGGUUGGUUAAUGGUCAUUGGAUAGAGUGUAAAUUUGGAACGAAACAAGGUUCUGUGUGAGCAACCCUAUAUUAUAUUUUUCUUCAUUAUUAUUAUUGGCAUUCGUAUAAUGCUAACACUUUUACAAGGGGAUUUAACAUAAAAAGAGGUUAAACAGGACCCUGCUCGACUAAACUUAUUGUUAAAUAUUAUGGAUAAUAUAUUCAUAGUAACUGUAAUUUUCUAUUCCCAGUCAUAGGUCAUGGCAGGAUUUCAAAGUAUGUAUAUCUUGCCUACGUCAGCAAUUGGAAAGACAAUUAAACCAAAUUAAUAAAGCUAGCCCCCCUUCUCAUUCUGUCCAAGAAAAAGGGAAGGACCAUAACGCUGCCUGGCCUAUAAUUUGGAAAUUAGAAUUACAGGAAGUAUGAGUACAUUUUACACAUUCCCGGCUGUAUCCAUGGCAGUAUUACAAUGGGUAAUACCCAAGAUACAGAACAAGGGAUGACAAAAAUAAAAUAAAAUGAUAUAUAUAUAUGUAUAUAUAUAUAUAUAUAAAUAUAUAUUAGGAGUCAAGAAGUUAACUGGCAAAAAAUGAUUAAUGAGGGCAAUCAAGAAAAAGUUGCCUAAAGAACUCCACGUCCACAUUCAUCAUCUGCGGCAGCCAACACAUUCAGACAGUAAUGUUGUAUAAAGCUGUCUUUAGAGGAUCGCGUGCCUGCUCUGCAGUUUUACUCCAGGAAAAUCCACAGCUGCAGCCGGCAUUGAAGAAGAAAGGGCUGUGGUAGAAUGUGCCUUAACGACUGCUGUAACGUAUCAAUUCCUGGAUUUAUAGGCACUGGAGAUCGCAGAAACAACCAGGCUACUAAGAAAAUAUGAGAAACAGCUUUACCUCAGCCCUGAGUGCAGGAGAAAAACACAAGACUCAAUAUAAGUAGAGAUCUCUAACCAAGUGCUGAUUGUCCCAGCUAUGCUCCUCUUCCAAAGUUAGGUGAAUAAACAAUGCUGGAAGGAUAAUCUCUUUAUUGAUGUGUUAGGAAGAAAUCACCUUCGGGUUUGAAAUCUGGAACUUGACUAGAUACUGCUCAACCUAAAUGGAAUUAAUUGAAUGGAGCUUGAAUUUCAAAGAAUCUAUGCAGGUUUGUAAGGGCUCUCAGAAGGACCACUUUCCAACAGAAUAUUGAUUGGAAUCUGCUCCAGAGGCCCAGACACUGCAGAACCAAUGGUGAAUCAUUUCACUGGGAGUCUGAUCUUCAAAAUAGCUCUCAUAAAAUGAACGAGGUCCUAGUUAAGAGCCCAUCUUACGCCUGUGAGAGCAGAAAGUGCGGAAAUUUGGACAUCCAGGGUGUUAAGUUUCAGCCCUUUCUCAAAUCUGUCUUGAUGAAAAUUUAAGAAAAUUGUCGUUGGAGAGGAGAUGGAUAUGUAAUUUCCAAGGUCCAUGCUGAAAAAACAGCUCUUGUUCUAAUAAGUGAAUUUAAAAAUGUUAUACCAAUGUGGAAAAACAUUCACUAAAUCACUGAAACUCAUAUUAAAUUCACACUUAGUGAUUAACCCCUUCCCGAACUCGGACGUACUAGUUACGACGUACCGUCUUCAAAAAUGACCAGCUGUGAAAAUUCCAAGUUGGAAAACUGGAAUGUGCACCCUCCAAAUAAUGUCUUUUAGCCCUCAGAGAACCCGUCACACCUAUACAUGGGUGGUAUCAAUGUACUCAGGAGAUGUUGCUGAACACAUAUUGGGGUGUUCAUUGGCAAUAACCCUUAAAGUUCUCAGUACCUGCAUUCUUAAAUUGCUAUGUGUGUCCAAAAAAAAUCACGUAUUUAAUGUUUUUAAAAUUUGGCACAGGUUGGUUGUAAAAUGGUUUUGGCAAACCUAGCCACUUGAGGUCGUACUGUUCAAAGUCUGUUCAAAGGUUGUCUUACAAAAGCUGCUUUUAUUCUGUUUAUGUAUAUAUUCAUGUAUCUCUGUAAUAGAGAGCAUUCAUAUGCUAACGGACGAAAGCCGCUAGCAUUUAUAUGGUAGUUUCACGAACAUUGACUGAAACGAAUAAAGUACCGAAUGGGAGCCCACACACAGAGAGUCGUGUGGCUCCCAUUAACCGUUUGCAACACUGUAGCAAUCAGCGGUUAAUUGCUUUCCUGGGUGGCCGUCGUUCGGCUACCAACCACGCGGCUGUCGGCCAUCUUGGAUCCUUUGUUAGCCAUCGGUGUUUGGUCGUCGAGUGCCUGGAACCAAAAUCGGCUACUCGACGGCGCGAACACCGCUGGACUUCCAGGCCGUUCAGGAGCACCGGUCCUUCUGUAUUUUAUUCUCAAUUAUGUAUUCAGUACUUUUAAGAUGAAGAUAUAAUAAAGUGUGUUUCGUGCGGCGUUCGGUUAUUUAUGCUGGGAUCUGAGCGGUACUUUCACAGAGUGUGCGCUCACACUCCAGCUAUCUACCGAACGGUCAUUCGGUAUAAUCCUAUGAAUAAUAUUAAAGUUAUGUAUUUUUGUGUGAAAAGCCGGUUCUGCUGUACGGAGGGAUAAUCCACUUAACAGGAUAUUCUAGUGGGAGUAUCCCUCUCGUAGAGCAGUGCACGGUGGGAGAAAUGUCCUGUAUAUUCAGUUCCCCAUGUAGUCCUCUACUGUAUAACCCCUGUAAAGUGAUUAAGGAAACCCCUUGCAUGGAGAACCACAUAAAUACUGGAGCUGUGAAUAAAAUCGUCAGUUGACUCCCAGAACUGUGUUUCGUCCGGUUACUGGGGGAUUUGGGAUAUUGCCUUCAUUUCCAGCGCUUCACUUGGAUUAUUGUCUGUACCAGCUGAGAUAUUGGGAUUUAACAUUGCAGCUCCGCUACAAUUGGUGGCAGCAGUGGGAUCCAACCUUACAGCCUAAAAGCGGUGUUCGGGUAAUUGAAACUACUGAACAGGAAAGUGAAUGGCAAUUCGUAUACAGCAAAGAACCGAAUGCAGAGGUGAAUGGAGACAGAUUACACUCCAUUGAAACGGCAGAUGUUUAAGGAACUAUUGGAAGCCAGGGGUAAGAUAGCCAGCAAUAAGUCAAAAGCUGUGCUUAUUGACGAACUGAUGGAGGGAGACAGAGCUUGCAGCGUUACACCCCCACAAGCCAUGGAAGAGACCACCUUCCAAACGGAAAUGAGAACCAGGAUGGAAUUCCUACCCCAGCCAGUACCACUGGAAAUACUGAUAGUACUGAUGGCGGAUGUGCAGGAGUAUGUGAUGGCACACAGACCGCAAGACGCACCCUCCAGAGCAGAAUCUACUGCUGCUUCAAUCAUCAGCCAGGUAAAGCCCAAGAUACCACAUUAUGCUUUUAAAAUAUUUUGCGAAGACAAGGAUGAGAUUGAUGGGGAUAUACAAGACUUUGAGAGGCUAUGUGACCUGCAUGAUCUAGAGCAGGCAGUGUGGGUACCUUUACUGGCAGGCAAACUGUCAGGUCGGGCAGCAGAAGCAUAUCAGGCCAUACCCAGAGUGGACAACAAAGAUUAUGCCACGGUAAAACAGGCUAUACGAGAUAUGCCAUUACCCAGGAGGCAUACCGGUGCAAGUUUACAGGAUUGCGCAAACCGGAGAAAUACUCCCACGCAGAGUGGGCACACAAACUGGAUCAAGCCUCCCAGGGGUGGAUACAAGCGAGCCAAGCUACCACCAUGGAGGAGUUACGUCAUUUGCUAUUGUUGGAGCAAUUUUACAAUGGUCUGACACCAGAGGCACAAGAAUGGUUGAGAGACAGAAAACCCCUCACCCUAACAGAAGCGACAGAACUGGCGGACCAGCACUAUGACGCCAGGAGGCAUCAUGGUAACCUCAAUUUAGGGUAUCCUCGACCUGCCACCCAACCUCCUACAGCUACCGCACCCACAGCAACCCCAUUCCGGCCAGCCACUGGGGGACACAUUCCACCCUCCCGAUACAAUGGCCGAUCUAACAUCCAGUGCCAUAACUGCAAGCAAUGGGGCCACAUGGCGAGAGAGUGUACACAGAACCGGAGCUGUCAAGCAUGGAGCCAAGUACGACCGAACCCAGCACCCCUAGCAGCCGCGCACCACUACCAAGCAGAGCCAGCAACCCAGGAGAUAUUGUUUAAUCACACAGAAGAGCCCCUGGGAAUACUACAUGAUGUGAUGUCUGUGCAAGCCACAGACAACAGGCAACACCAUCGCCAGAUAGUAACCUUGGAGGGGAAAGAAGUCCAAGGGCUCCGAGAUUCAGGGGCCACACUGACUCUGGUAGCAUCUCAUUUGGUUCCGGGCUCGGCGCACACCGGCGGAUCCGUGGCAGUAUGAGUAGCAGGGGCAGCGGAAUACCGAUUACCGACUGCAAAAGUACACUUGAAUUGGAGUGUGGGGGAAGGGAUGGUGGAGGUAGGCCUGAUGCAAAAACUGCCAGCAGAUGUCGUAUUGGGAAACGACCUGGGCAGAAUGACUUCCGCUUUUGUAUCUCAAGAUCCAAUCCAAGAGGCUCACCCGGUAACCACAAGGCAACAGGCUCGCACCAUGGCUUCAUCCACACACUCUGAGGCUCAGGUAAGAGACAAUAUAACCCCUAUGACUCGUGUUCCCUGGGAUACCCCGACUGAAUUAAGGUAGACCCUACGUUGAAAGUAUAUAGAGAUAGGGUGACCUCAGAUCAGGCAGGAUUAGAGGGGGAGCGGUAUGCUUGGGAAAAGGGGUUAUUGUACCGUAUUGCUGAAAGGGUGGUGGGGGGAUCUGUAAAUGUGACUACUAGACAGCUAGUGGUACCCCAGAAAUAUCGACAGGAACUCCUUAGGAUCGCUCAUGACAUUCCGUUGUCUGGGCAUCUGGGUAUGACACGAACUAGAUACCGACUGACCCAUGCCUUCUUCUGGCCAAGUAUAUCCAAAAAUGUGAGGCAGUACUGCCAUUCGUGCGACAUCUGUCAGAGAGUAGGCAAGAGGGGCGACCGACACAAGGCCAAAUUAUGCCCACUGCCCAUCAUAGAAGAACCGUUUAGUAGGGUGGCCGUAGACAUAGUAGGACCCUUACCCAAACCCAGUCCCUCCGGCAAGAAAUAUAUCUUGACCGUGGUAGAUUACGCCACCAGGUACCCCGAGGCCUUAGCCCUCUCUAAUAUCCACGCCGAGACAGUGGCCGAAGCAUUAAUGAAAGUCUUCUCCCGGGUAGGAUUCCCACAGGAGAUCAUAUCAGAUAGGGGUACGCAAUUCACGGCCGAAGUAACCCACCAACUAUGCAAAAUCUGUGGCAUUAAGCCUAUCGUGGAUUCUGCGUACCACCUUCCAUCUAAUGGGUUAUGUGAAAGGUUCAAUGGAACCUUAAAGCAGAAGCUCCGUACAUUUGGAGAGGCCCAUAAGGACUGGGAGCGAUUCCUACCCCAUCUGCUGUUCGCAUACAGAGAGGUACCCCAAGAGUCUACCGGGUUUUCCCCCUUUGAAUUACUAUUUGGGAGACGGGUACGAGGGCCCCUAGAUUUAAUUAGAGAACAUUGGGAAGGGGAAAGCAGUGCAGAUGGGAUACCCAUUGUACCAUAUGUGCUGGAGUUCAUAGACCGCCUGGAGGCACUAACCCAAACCGUACGGGUAAACAACGCCAGCGCCAAUGGUAUGAUAGGGGAGCCAGGGACCGCAGCUUUCAGGUGGGACAGAAAGUUUUAAUUUUAAAACCUGUUCGCCAUGACAAGCUGCAGGCUGUCUGGAAGGGCCCAUACCAGGUGAUGGAACAGAGAUGUGACACCACCUAUGUAAUUGGCCCCUGCUCAGGGGCAGGGAAGAGACACAUGCUCCACGUGAAUAUGCUCAAACCCUACCAUGAGAGGAUAGAGGACGUGGCAGCUAUAUGCACAUCAGCCUCUGAGGAUCAGGAGAAUCUUCCACUACCUGAUUUAUUAGUGAGAGAAGAUCCGGCAGAGCCCUCCACGGGUGUUCAGCUGGGGGGGGCGGCUAAGCCCCCAGGAGCGUGCCCAGGUACAGGAGUUAAUCGCGGCUAAGGGAGCCACUUUCUCCAAUUUACCAGGGUACACCCUGCUAGCCACUCACCGAGUAGAGACCCCAGGACAGCUACCUAUGCAGCAGACCCCAUAUCGUAUCCCUGAAGCAGUCAGGGAACAUAUGCGGAAGGAAAUUGAGGAGAUGUUGCAGCUAGGGGUUAUUGAACAUUCCGAUAGCCCCUGGGCAUCGCCGGUAGUGCUGGUACCCAAGAAGGAUGGCACAACACGAUUCUGUGUUGACUACCGGAGGCUAAAUGACAAAACUGAUGCCUACCUGAUGCCCCGGAUAGACGAGCUGCUAGAUAAGAUGGCACGAGGCCAGUACCUUUACUACGAUAGACUUAUGCAAAUGGUACUGGCAGAUUGCUUUAGCCGAAGAGGCCAUCCCCAAGUCGGCGUUUGUCACCCUGUUUGGCCUGUACCAGUUUCGAGACAUGCCAUUCGGGAUGAAAAACGCUCCAGCUACCUUUCAAAGGAUGGUAGAUCGGCUACUGGAUGGGUUCCAGGAGUAUGCGUGAGCAUACCUGGACGAUAUCGCCAUAUACAGCCAGACGUGGUCCGACCUACGACAUAUUGGAACGGUCAUUGACUGUAUUGGAGAGGCAGGCUUGAUGCUAAAACCCAGCAAGUGUCAUAUAGGGAUGACAGAGGUGCAAUAUCUUGGGCAGAGUAGGGAGUGGGCAGCAAAAACUGCACAGAGGGCACAGAGUGUGAUGAGGCAUUUCAACAACUCAAGACUGCUUUAACCAAUGCACCUGUACUUGCUGCUCUUGAUCCAACUAAACGAUUUCUUGUCCACACAGACGCUUCAAUGUUUGGAUUGGGAGCAGUGCUGAGCCAAGUUGGAGCAGAUGGCGGAGAACAUCCCGUAGCUUACUUAAGCCGAAAGUUAUUGCCCCGUGAAGUAAGCUACGCCGCCAUUGAGAAAGAAUGCCUGGCCGUGGUGUGGGCCCUCAAAAAGCUACAGCCUUAUUUAUAUGGACAACCUUUCUCCUUACUCACAGAUCACAACCCGUUGGUGUGGCUGAACCGUGUGGCUGAACCGUGUGGCUGGGGACAAUGCCAGGCUGCUGCGCUGGAGUUUGGCGCUGCAGCCUUUUGACUUUACUAUUCAUUACCGCCAAGGGAAGCAAAAUGGUAACGCCGACGGGUUAUCCAGACAAACUGAACUUGAAAAGUGAUCUGUGAGUACUCCUCCGGACAUCCCCAAGCCAAUCCGUUGGGAUCAGACUGUGUAUGCCGACUUGAUUCUGGGGGAGCAUUGUGGCAAACCUAGCCACUUGAGGUCGUACUGUUCAAAGUCUGAAGGUUGUCUUACAAAAGCUGCUUUUAUUCUGUUUAUGUAUAUAUUUGUGUAUCUCUGUAAUAGAGAGCAUUCAUAUGCUAACGGCCGAAAGCUGCUAGCAUUUAUAUGGUAGUUUCACAAACAGUGACUUUACACACUGCUCGUGAAACGAAUAAAGUACCGAAUGGGAGCCCACACACAGAGGGUCAUGUGGCUCCCAUUAACCGAUUGCAACAUUGUAGCAAUCGGCGGUUAAUUGAUUUCCCGGGUGGCCGUCGUUUGGCUACCGACCAUGCGGCUGUCGGCCAUCUUGGAUCCUUUGUGUUUGGUCGUCAAGUGCCUGGAAACAAAAUCUGCUACUCGACGGCGCAAACACCGCUGGACUUCCAGGCCGUUCGGGAGCACCGGUCCUUCGGUAUUUUAUUCUCAAUUAUGUAUUCAGUACUUUUAAGAUGAAGGUAUAAUAAAGUGUGUUUCGUGCGGCGUUCGUUUUUUUUAUGCUGGGAUCUGAGCGGUACUUUCACAGAGUGUCCACUCAGACCCCAGCUAUCUACCGAACGGUCAUUCGGUAUAAUCCUAUGAAUAAUAUUAAAGUUAUGUAUUUUUGUGUGAAAAGCCGGUUCUGCUGUACGGAGGGAUAAUCCACUUAACAGGAUAUUCUAGUGGGAGUAUCCCUCUCGUAGAGCUGUGCAUGGUGGGAAAAAUGUCCUGUAUAUUCAGUUCCCCAUGUAGUCCUCUACUGUAUAACCCCUGUAAAGGGAUUAAGGAAACCCCUUGCAUGGGCAACCACAUAAAUACUGGAGCUGUGAAUAAAAUGGUCAGUUGACUCCCAGAACUGUGUUUCGUCCGGUUACUGGGGGAUUUGGGAUAUUGCCUUCAUUUCCAGCGCUUCACUUGGAUUAUUGUCUGUACCAGCUGAGAUAUUGGGAUUUAGCAUUGCAGCUCUGCUACAAUGGUUGCAUGAAAAAAGUCAAAAUACCCCAAGUUUAAUACCUUAGGUUGUCUUCUUUUAAAAAAGAUAUACAUGUGAAGGAUUAUUCAGGGAUUUCUGACAGAUAUCAGUGUUACAAUGUAACUUGCGUUAAUUUUGGGGGGGAAAUGGUUUGGAAAUAGCAAAGUGCUACUUGUACUUAUUGCCCUACAAUGUGCAAAGAAAAGAUAAGAACAUGUUAACAUUGGGCAUUUCUAAACUCAGGACAAAAUUUAGAAACUAUUUAGCACAGGUGUUUAUUGGCGGUUAUAGAUGCGUAACAGGUUUUGGGGGUCAAAGUUAGAAAAGGUGUGUUUUUUAAAAAAAUGUUUCUUUAUAUUUGAUAAAUUUUUAUAGUAAAUUAUAUAAUGAAAAUAAUGGUAUCUUUAGAAAGACCGUUUAAUGGCGAGAAAAGCGGUAUAGAAUAUGUGUGGGUACAGUAAAUGAGUUAGAGAAAAAUUACAGCUAAAUACAAACACCGCAGAAAUGUAUAAACAGCCCUGGUCCGUAAUGGUAAGAAAAUCGAAAAGUGGUCUGGUCACUAAGGGGUUAAACCUGUAAAAGUUAAAGUGGCAGAGGAGCUGCAUGCUAAUUUCGCAAACUACCUAAUUUCUACAUUAUUGCACAUUUAAGCACAAGACUGAACAGGAAUCUAACAGAUCAGCAGAAAAUUAUUAUUUUUUUUUUUUUACAGAGAUAUCGUGGCUAGAAAACAGAAUAAGAAUGGGAAGACCUCUUAGUGCCAGGAGAAAGGGCACCAAGGUGAUCACCCCUGUAUCCUGUGGUUUACAGAAAACAGUUGUGAGUUUUUCAAGCUAAAGCUAUAAUUGGACAGCUAUGCCUGAGUAAGGCAGGAGAAAAUUACGACAUGUCCUAAAAGAAUCCUGAGUUUUUCCACAAAGACUUCAGCAGAAUUAUUUCCAGGCAUCCUGUUCCUUGGAUUAUAAAACACAAAAGACUAGCUCCUGGUAUUGUCGUACAUCACUUCUUAUUGACGGAUACAAGUUUGACUUACGCCUGUAUGUGCUAAUCACAUCUUGCAGCCCAUUAAUAUUUUAUUUUUAUAAAGAAGGUUUGCUGCUGAAAAGUACAAACCAGCCGUACAACAUGUAAAAGAAGCUUCUGCAUUUAUCCAACAAGGAAAGCAGGUGCUGUGACAGUUGCAAUGACCUUGAGCACUACACUGUGCUACUUAAAGAAAAGAGGAAAAGAUGCAACGGAUGUCAAGGCUAAAAUAGAAGAUCUCAUCAUUAACGUAUUUAUUUUAGUAGAAGGAUUAUGCCUUAGCAUGUAAAGAAACUGACUCAUAGAAAAAAAAGUGCUUUGAGUUGUAUGGCUUUGAUGUGCUAACAACUUGAAGCCAUGGCUGCCUGAAGUCAAUUUGUCACCAUCUCUGGUUUGUGAUACCCUUUUUGAUUUCAGACUCAAGGUGAAUGUGGUUUCAGACAUUCUUACAUUAACUGGCCUGGUGUGCAAUAAUAUUAACCAGAAAAACAAUACCUGCAAACAUCGCGGAAAUAUCAAAUUAGGAUAUCAAGACAUCCACAAAACAAACAAAUCUUUCUCUGUUUGUAGGAAGGAUGGCAACCAUUUAAGAGGAGAUGGAGGUUUUUACAAAAAAUUCCCCAGGAAGGACACAUGGAAACAUUAUGGGCCUUUAUUGACACACAAAUGCUUAAAUUACAUGCUGGCUUAUUUUCUCUUCCAGGAGAAAAUACCAGAGCUAGAAAACAGCAGUAGUGGACCUAAAGAGCACAUAGCUGUAUAUAUGACGAAGCUGCCACCUCUGCAUAAUAACAGACUUCAGUAUUGUGAGAUGACACUCAAGCCAGUCGAUAUUUCAAAACAAUGUCACCAGGGAUGUGAAAAUAAAACGGGGUGCAUAAGACUUCCAAAGAUUUCGGACACAUGCCAACACAGCAGCAACAGGGAGGUUGACGUUAAACCAGCUGGUCCAGUGCCAAAGGUUGUGGAGUCUGCCAUGACUCAUAUGGUGGUGUAAAGAUGCCAGCAAUCUUUGGAAAUCCUAAAAGAGAAUCUUUCCCCUACCACAAUUCAAUAUCUUCUUGUAGUUUCAAACAGUGUUUUUUUUUCUUUUCGCCUUAGUCUGGAUCAACUGCAGAAAGAAAUUUGUGGACAGUUUAACUUGAGUGUUUUUCCAACCAAGACUACUAUAUAUUAGUAUGUUUGAAAAGUGAUGUCUGCAAGAUAAAUAAAACAUGUAAUCAAUUAUACUAUCUAUGUAUUUCUUUAAUGUACUGUCAAGGUACCACACGAACACACAAGCUAGAGGCAACUAGUAAGAUGAUAUAGUACGUAUUACUGGACCUUCCAUAAUAAAAGAAUAGUAUAAAAUCAUGGCACAGAGGAC
Pelobates cultripes (western spadefoot toad) is the source of this 11566-nucleotide messenger RNA. NCBI's taxonomy places the organism in Eukaryota, Metazoa, Chordata, Amphibia, Anura, Pelobatidae. The record is from the annotation of a GenBank genome assembly.